Trichechus manatus latirostris (Florida manatee) is the source of this 700-nucleotide messenger RNA. It is a transcript of the gene LGALSL, whose product is annotated as galectin like. The transcript has 5 exons. NCBI's taxonomy places the organism in Eukaryota, Metazoa, Chordata, Mammalia, Sirenia, Trichechidae. Bases 1 to 519 code for a protein of 172 amino acids. Gene Ontology annotation, molecular function: carbohydrate binding. The record is from RefSeq and is a predicted model, not a curated record.
AUGGCGGGAUCGGUGACCGACAGUGAUGCAGUAGUGAAACUAGACGAUGGGCAUUUAAACAACUCCUUGGGCUCUCCGGUUCAAGCGGACGUGUACUUCCCACGACUGAUAGUUCCAUUUUGUGGGCACAUUAAAGGUGGCAUGAGACCAGGCAAGAAGGUGUUAGUGAUGGGCAUCGUAGACCUCAACCCAGAGAGUUUUGCAAUCAGCUUGACCUGUGGUGACUCUGAAGAUCCUCCUGCCGAUGUGGCAAUUGAACUAAAGGCUGUGUUUACAGACCGGCAGCUACUCAGAAAUUCUUGUAUAUCUGGGGAAAGGGGGGAAGAACAGUCAGCAAUCCCUUACUUUCCAUUCAUCCCAGACCAGCCAUUCAGGGUGGAAAUUCUUUGUGAGCACCCACGGUUCAGAGUAUUUGUGGAUGGACACCAACUUUUUGAUUUUUACCACCGCAUUCAAACAUUAUCUGCCAUCGACACCAUAAAGAUAAACGGGGACCUCCAGAUCACUAAGCUUGGCUGAUGUUGUUUCAACCACCUCUGUUUCAAAUAGGAUCAGGUGCCACAACUAUCUGACUGUCGCUCUGGGAGAACUGUCCUACAAGAGCUGGAGACUUAAAAAGACAACGAAAAACAAAAGACAAGCUUCAUGGUCUCUUCUUUCUGUGUAGUUUAAACCCAAAAUGACAACGUCUACCGUGGUC